Messenger RNA from Triticum dicoccoides, 1066 nucleotides. RefSeq lists its product as uncharacterized. The record is from RefSeq and is a predicted model, not a curated record. NCBI's taxonomy places the organism in Eukaryota, Viridiplantae, Streptophyta, Magnoliopsida, Poales, Poaceae. The transcript is spliced from 2 exons. Bases 257 to 781 code for a protein of 174 amino acids.
CUUCCGCAAGAUGUUGAGAUGUGUGAAGACUACUGCAGACAGCGCAUCAGCUUAUUAGCACCACCACAGCCAGCAGCGCCCCCACCAUCCUCCAGUUCAUUCCUCUCCCCAAACCUGCUGCAGGUAGUUUGCCAAGAACAAAGCACGCAAAGCCUACCGAUCGAUCGAUCGAUCGGAAUCGAUCUCAUGCGGCAGCUCUGCCCAUCCAUCUGAGAUCGACUGAUCGAUCGCCAGGUGUGUAUACCCGUUAAUUUCCAUGGGGGGCGACGGCAAGUUGGGCGCCGCCGAGGCCGCCGUCUGCUGCAUGUGCGGCGACCACGGCCUCCUGCCGGAGCUGUUCCGCUGCGCCGCCUGCUCCGUCCGCUCCCAGCACACGUACUGCACGGAUCGGUACCCGAAGGCGGAGGCGUACGGCACAUGCAACUGGUGCCUGAGGGCAGGGCAAGGAAGCGGCGACGGCGGCGGCGCCGUUCCUAGCCCGGUGAUAUCCACCUUCAAAGCGCCCGGGCCGGCCGCUGACCGCAUGGAUGUCCCGGCUUGCAGCGGUGGCAGUAGAUCGAUGCCGGGGAAGGUCGCGGCUCGCGGCGACUUCGCCGCGGAGUUGAACAAGCCUAUCAAGAAGCAGCAACAGCGGCGGCGGCUCCUGCUGCAGCGGUCGGCGUCUGACGUGAGCAGUGGCGUCCGUGCCAACCGCGGCGCCGGGCCGCCCUCUCCUGGCGUCGCCCGGGGAAGACCGAGGGUUCGGAGGUACAAGCUCCUGGAAGAGGUGAUCAGUAGCUAGCUUAGCGAAGCGAUACACGGUUUUGUUUUUGUUUCGUGGAGGACGCGUGCGUAUUUAAGCAUGCAUGUACGUGUAGCGGCGCUGGAGUUGUGGCUGUAUGUGAUGAUGAGUUCUGAUUCCUGUACUUGUUAACAUGAUGAGUUGCUAACACUGGAAAAAUAAUGUGCAAUAGCGUAUAGAGAAUUGUCUCACUAAAUAAAUCAGUAUACAAUGUCUUGUUAAUGUCACUCUAUAGUGCACUAUAGCACGCUAAUAAUAUAAUUUAAAGGGUGUCGCUAUUUUAUA